AUGGUGAUGUUAACGACCAUGGUGGCCAUAUCAUCUAGCUCAUGUUGGGACGAUUGGAGCCGCUGUACCGGAUGGUCAAGUGCGGCAGGAGGUAUACUAUGGAAAAAGUGUAACGAGAGGUGUGUAUGCAUGAACUAUAAGAGUGGUGUGUGCGUUGAGGUGAGCACCACAUGUGCAGGUUUACCGUCCAGCACCAUGGUCAGCCAGUGCCAGUGCAAAAACCAAUUGGGCCCGCCACCAAGUUCUGGUUGCGGUUGGUAA
Messenger RNA from Medioppia subpectinata, 261 nucleotides. Lineage: Eukaryota; Metazoa; Arthropoda; Arachnida; Sarcoptiformes; Oppiidae. The record is from the annotation of a GenBank genome assembly.